Molecule: messenger RNA, 688 nt
Organism: Cotesia glomerata
Lineage: Eukaryota; Metazoa; Arthropoda; Insecta; Hymenoptera; Braconidae
Exons: 4
Coding region: 355-669 (104 amino acids)
Source: RefSeq, a predicted model, not a curated record
UGUAGCUAACCUGAGUGGUGCUGAAGGAAAAAUACCGAAAAGGUCUCAAAAAGAGAACUUAAAUGAUAAAUUUAGUGAACUUAAAAGCAAAAUGACUCCAGAGCAACAGAUUGUAAUCGAGUACAUGGAAUUAAAGUUUUUGUCGGUAGAAAAACAAAUUACAAGUGCGAAAAGGAGCAUUUUGUAUGAUUUUGGCCAGAAGUAUCAAACACACUCAUCUCAUAAAUCUAAUAAUUCAGCGGCAUCGACAUAUCAAGCAGACGAGUCCUGGCAAUAAAAAUUGAUGUUUCGUUCCCUAUUGAAGACUUGGAAAUUUUUAAAUCAUUUGAUGAGAAUUUGAAGAUCAAUAUCGAAAUGAGAAAUGUUGUUAAAACUAUGUUCAAUGCCUGGACUUGUGGAGGCUGUGACUAUGAUAAAGACAUCAAAAAAAUUAUGUCAGAGUUAUUAAAAAAAGAAAUACAAAUUUUAUACAGCGGAGUUGGACGAGUAACGAAAGGUGUUGGAAAGGAAAAUUUCAGUGCUACUGAAGUUUUUUCAUUGAUUCGAGAGUUCAUCGAAAACAAAUAUUCUGACCAAAAAAAAACCAUGAAGAUUAUCAGGGUCAUAAGUACGUAUCUAUCCGGAGCUGGAGAUCGUGACGGUGGAAGAUUAACACGUCCAAAAGAUUAAAUAAAAUAAUCUCUAUUUA